AUGGCAAAGAAGAAGACCUCCCGCAAGCCGCCCUACAAAGGGCCCGAUCGACUCACCGCCCUUCCCUCGGAGCUCUUCGAGAAGUUCGGAGACCACCUUGACUCCACCGACGUUCUUAAGCUGCGCCUAGUCAAUAGAACUAUCCAUGCCAAGACCACCAAGAGCUUCAGCGAGAAGUUCACGCGCAGCCUUACUAUCGAGACCAGCAGCGAUACCAAGGCGUCGGAGAUGGUGUUGCGCUUGCUUGGCUGCGAUGUCAUGGCGAACACGGUCAAAGUACUGCGCCUUGUGCAUUCGAGCAGCAGCAUUGUCGAUGCCGAGCGCGAUCACGACUUCUUCGUGGAAGUCAUGGGCAAGAUCCGCGUCUCGCUGGAGCGGGUGAGCAUCGUUGGGGACUCGUCAAGGGCCCAGGGCGACACGGUACUUUCCACGGCCCCGUACCAACUUAUCCGUGCACUCAGCACUUCCGGGAAGUCGCUUUCGAUCCUGACACUCUCCAACGUCGGCGUCGACCACAGCUUGCUUCAAGCUCUCUUCGAAGCCCAGAAGACCAGUCUGGAGCGUCUCGACAUCGAGAAGAGCAUGCUGCAGGGUGGCGGUCUAAGCCUUCUGCGAGUCUUCACCGGUGAUGGGUCCAGAUUGAAGCGCAUAUAUCUGACCGAGGUCCGCGAGUCGGCCCAUCCAAUGCAAAAGGUGGUGUUCGCACCGAAGAACCUUCUCAAGGCUGUCAGGAACCCCAUUACCAACCGCUUCGAGGAUUACAAGCUUCAAGGAAACACGGCGUGGUUCAUGGGAACGGAGGGUGUGAAGGUCGGAAUGAAGGCGGUGUUUGGCUAG
Fulvia fulva is the source of this 837-nucleotide messenger RNA. RefSeq lists its product as uncharacterized. The record is from RefSeq and is a predicted model, not a curated record. The transcript has a single exon. Gene Ontology annotation, molecular function: protein binding. Lineage: Eukaryota; Fungi; Ascomycota; Dothideomycetes; Mycosphaerellales; Mycosphaerellaceae. The coding region runs from base 1 to 837 and encodes 278 amino acids.